AUGGAUCCUAGGGACAGGAAUGCUAUUGGGCAGGAUCAUUCCACUGCUGAGCUGGGAGAUUCUUAUGAGAAGUUCACUCACCUGAAGCCUCCUACUUUCGCGAGAAGUACCAACCCGAUCCUUGCAAAGAACUGGAUUCGAGAGAUUGAGAAGAUCUUGGUUGUAUUGCGAUGCACUGAAGAGCAGAAGGUGCUAUAUGCUACGUUUAAAUUGACUGGAGAGGGCGAGAGAUGGUGGGAAGCAAUAAAGCUGCUAAAGGAGCAGAGACUAGUACCGGUGGCGAUGACAUGGAGCCAUUUCAGAGAAGUAUUCUUUGAUCGGUAUUUUUUAGCCUCUAUCAGAAAAGUAAAGGCAGACGAGCUCCUGAACCUGGUUCAAGGACAGCUGAUUGUUCAGCAGUAUGUCGAACGAUUUGUGGAGCUAUCACGAUUUGCCCCUUACAUGGUACCAGAUGAGCCUACGAAGGCUUGGAUGUUCGAGAUGGGUUUGAAGCGGGAGAUUAAAAAGUAG
Molecule: messenger RNA, 510 nt
Organism: Malania oleifera
Lineage: Eukaryota; Viridiplantae; Streptophyta; Magnoliopsida; Santalales; Ximeniaceae
Exons: 2
Coding region: 1-510 (169 amino acids)
Source: RefSeq, a predicted model, not a curated record